CCUCUUUUGGUCUGAAAUGAAAAUGACAUCCUGUGUUGCUUCCUGACUGUAAAGCCGCAGGUGUGGCUCUAGGUAAUCAAUGUACUGAGUCAGAUCCCAGGAAGAGACGAAGAUUAAAGGACGCUGCUGGCGGCGUCCAUUUUAAUCUACAAACAAGAACACAAUGGUGGAAGAUACAAGACAGCCGAAAAAUGCCACAUCCCUCCAGGCUGGACCUGGUGAGGUGGACCACAACACUCACUAUCCCAUCAAUAGGAGAGUUACCCAGCGCAUUGGACAACAGCUGGCUCAGAUAGGGGAUGAACUGGAUAAUAAAUGGCGUGAACAACUUGUCAUCCAACGUCCCAUGCAUUGGAAUAUAGGGAUAUAUACUUACAAUCAAACCAGAAGAGCAAUCUUUGGCAGGAUCCUUGGGAACUUUUGGGGGUCCAAAAUUAAACCGAUGCUGAGAACAUCCUGGCUGAUUCCACAACUUCAUAAUGGCUGUCAAGAAGCUAGGAAGUGGACAACACAAUGGGUGUCCCCCUUGCACAUUUCUGACUGUUCACGCAAGACUGCAUUUUUGCUGGCCUCUGCUUUGCUAUUGGUCACUGUGUCUCUCUUUUAUGCAAUUUGGAAUUAAUCUUUAAGUUAAAUGACACACUGGGUGGGUGGGU
Molecule: messenger RNA, 656 nt
Organism: Misgurnus anguillicaudatus (oriental weatherfish)
Lineage: Eukaryota; Metazoa; Chordata; Actinopteri; Cypriniformes; Cobitidae
Gene: bik
Product: BCL2 interacting killer
Biological process (GO): apoptotic process
Source: RefSeq, a predicted model, not a curated record